GAGAGCAUCAAGAAGAAGUGAGAGGCAACACCGGUCCACGGCAUUCCGCUUUGUGCGCUGUGACGCUUCGGAUGUUGGCACCGAGUGCUCUCCCUUUGGCGCGACUGUGAACGCCCGGAUGCGAGCGGGAUUAGCGUGGAUGCGCGCCGCCGCAGGCUCGUGUUGUGUGUGAGAAGAAGCACGCUCUGUUGUUUCGUGGACUUCCGAACGGUGCUGGUGACUUCUUGAUCGACUCGGUGGAAUCUCCUAGCCGAUUGGCGGUUCGUCGUUUCUAGACCGCGCGGCAGCUCCCAAGCCGCCGCCGCCUCCUUACAUUCAGUUAUGGAUACCACCACCUGCCUCACGUCCGUCGUUCUGCUGUUGGCUGCCUUGUCGGCAACAACAGUCGGCCAGGCCGAGACGACGACGCCAACUGUAACGACAACAGUAACACCGAUGCAGAAGUCCUCAAACAAUCUGUUGGGGCCGUCCUCUGAGGAGAGGUUGCUUAUCCAACAGGGGACAACAACCGCUGAGCCCACGGACCAAACAAGUGAUGAACCUACUACUUUGCCACCAAGCUCGGAGACUAGCUCUGGAACGCAGACGAACAACGAUAUAUUCGGCACCGAAAACGACAAACUGAACGACAUUGAAGCCGAUAAGCUAGCGAAGACAGAAGCCCACGUGGAGCCCGAAAGCGCUGUUGGUGCAGAGACGCCCGCGGUGGCGACCAAUGGUACCACGACACCUACGCAAGUCCCUGCGACAGAACUAGAGCCAAAUUCAGCUGAUGUCUUCGCGACGAUUGGGUCAGCAGAACACUCAGUGCCGUUCCACGCAGAAGGCAAGACUGUGUCUAGUCACAUCGGCGGCGAGGACGCAACAAGCGCGUCGUCCAUUGUUCCUGUUACAUCAGGUACAUGGCCACCGGAUGUAGCUACAGCAGCUGACGAUUCCGGGGUCACCACGGAAUCAAGGGUAAACCCGGAAGCGACGUCUUUUGCAGCGACAACUACGCCACACGCCUUGCGGGAGACUACUUCUCCGGGGUCCUUCGCUACUCAGCAGGCGCAAGCCGUACCGUUUUCCACUGAUGUUCUGCAGCAGUCCAGUUCAGUGCCGAGCAUUAGUGGUCCUCAGAGUGCAGAGAGCAGCUUGGAAACGCCCACUGACGGUGUUUACGGAGGCGAUCCUUACUUCCAGCCAGCAAUAUCCUCACCUGGUAUUGCAGCGGGUCCUUUUCAUACUCCGAGUCUUUAUUCUGAUCCGCUGAACACGAACGUUCCGGGAUAUUUUAAUCCGACGGGAACGAACGGCGUCACCUUUCCUAGGUUUGGCCUGGGGUUCUCGCGUAAGCGCUACUCUAGCCCUCCAGAAGUGGUCACCGUAGAGCAGACAUUGACUCCGGAUAGCGUUGAUGACACUACACCAUCUCCAAAUAUAGCUCCUUCGGAGCAGGGUCCCGCGUACGGCGAGGCCUCACUACCUGUCACUUACGGUACUACAACCGAAUCUGAGGCCACUGAUUCUGGAGCAUCGUUGCCGCCUUCAGCUGCUGACACUACUACUGAAGGAAUCACUCAUGCAGCACCCUUUCUUACUUCGCACGACAUUAACUCUGCUGAUUCUACGUCGCUGUCAACAGAACCUCCGGCUCAGCACGCAAAUACGGGCAUGCAGCAUCGGAGUGAGCUGACCAGUUCUACAGAAAAGCAACACGACGAAGAGACACCCACUACAGAUCCCACGCCUGCUACCAAUGUUCAUGACGGUGCACCCGACGUACCGACUACAGAGUCAAGCUUGAUGCCUAAACCUUUCAUUAAUAGAGCAAAAAUGGGCAGGGCGCGUACCAUCGAAGACCCAGAUCCAGAUUCGAAUGAUGUAACCGGGCAGGGACCUCGAGAAAUGACGCAGUACACAGAGCCUCCGGUAAUAGGUAAAAAUGCGCUACAAGAUAGCACAUCUGACCCGGCAUCACCGCUCGCCACUAAUUCUGAAAGCACUCCUAGUGUCAGUGCAACAGAGGAACCAACGACAGCUUCUCCUAUAGAGAGCACAGCGACUGCCUCAGUCAUGUCAGAACCGGCUACAGUGGCCCCCACAGGAACCGUACCUUCAGAUAUAACAACGAGCCACACCACCGGUCCCAUAGAUCUUACGCAGACAAGCAGCGAGAGCGCAACAGGAGCACCUACAGAGAGUACAAUGUCGACCCCUGUCAUUACUACCACGUUUCAAGAUUCUGGAACACCUUUGCAGGAGACCACGACGACGCAUUUGACAGCAGAGGGCGGUACUACGUCACAGACCAGCGACGAAAGCGUGUCCCAAGCACCGGUGGAAAUGACCUCCUCAUCUCCUGAGGAGGCGACCUCAAGCUCAGUUACAGACGCUACGACAGAGAGUGUCACGGAUUUAUCGAAAACUGCACCCACAGAUUCGUCUACUCAGAGCGUGUCACAGUCGACGGGAGAAUCAGGGGUUUCCACAAAUUCGACAACGGUUGCUAGUGGCGACAGCAGCACGCAGUACCCGGAUAUAUCUGUUACACAAGAAACCAUUGACGUUUCAACGGACACUGCUACGACAGAAUCUCAUGUGAGUUCACAGGAUGUGACACCCCAGGUAGAAGCAUCUACAGACGCAGCGUCAGGACACCCAGAGUUAAGGACGGAAGAUGAUUUCACGACAAUGACCCCUGCUAUGACAGAUGGACCAGCAAAUGAGGGCCCGCCGCAAACGCAGACCAACCCUUCCGUUUCAGGUACAACCGAAGUCGUUCAGCCAGUUGGAAAGGAAGAGUUGACGACAGAAGGAGAAGGCAACAUGGAAGGAAGAACUGCCAUCUUAUCGGAGGGUACCACUCCCCCGGCAACCGAGCAGGCAGUGACGACGCAGGGGGUACAAACAACAGAAUUACCGACGUACGAGGCGACAACACCCCGUUCGCCUGUUAUUUCGAAUGAAGACGGUGAGAGUACACCGUCAUCUGUAUAUGCGGCUACAACGCCAACAGCAGACGACAGGCCAGCCGAGUUUACAACACCGACUGCUGAGACUGCAGCAACCACAGAAGGCAGAUCUACAACACCAGAUGUCGACAGCACAACACUGACAGCUGACACUACAGCAAAACCAACUGCCGACUCUGCAACGCCAGCUGCUGACACUACUGAAUCGCCAGUUGUCGAGACUACGGCACCGCCAUCUGCCGAGACUACAGGACCACCCACUGCCGAGACCAUGGCACCGCCAGCUGCCGAGACUACGGCACCGCCACCUGCUGAGACUCCGGCACCGCCAGCUACCGACACUACGACACCGCCAGCUACCGACACUACGACACCGCCAGCUACCGACACUACGACACCACCAGCUGCCGAAACCACAGCGCCGCCAGCUACCGAGACUUCAGCACGGCCAGCUGCCGAGGCUACAUCACCGCCAGCAACCGAGACUACAGCACCGCCAGCUGCCGAGACUACAGCACCGCCAGCCGAAAGUACACCACUGACAGCCGAGAUUCUAACCCACGCCACCGAGACCACAACUGCCCUGAGUGAUGUGCCUGAAACGGAACCAGCAGUAGGCGAGGUUGCAACGUCACCAUCGGCUGUCGGAAUUACAACAACAGAAGUAAGCGAUGUUAUAACGACGACAGCAGUCGAAGCUACAACACCUGCAAACGCCCCGUCGACGGAACCAGCUAGUGACUUUGGAACGGCAUCCGAGGUGACAGGUGGUUCCUCGGCAAGCCGAAGUCCUAAACAACUCUCUGAGAGCACGUCCAUGUCUCUGCCAGAGUGGACCACGUCACCUUCUACUGAACACGAUCACAAGCACAGCUUCACGACGGCCCCUGACCUUUUCUCAACUACUCUGUCAUACACUAGCUGGUGGCAAAGCUCAACACAUCCUCCACCUUCUGAGGAGCCCGCUGGCCGGGACAUUACAGAAGGGACAUCCUGGCAUACGGAUAGCACAACGGCCUCCUCUAUCCAGGACUGGACGUCAUCGACCGAGGCGCCAGUCUACACGUCGGGUUCGCCAACCAGCACGGAAAUCGGCGCCGACGACGCGUCCUGCAACAUCGUGGAAGGUGCCCUACCGGUGUCAUGCCUUCUGCCCGAGGAACUGAACCAAACUGUGACAGUCAAGUUUGGUGAUCUGAACAAAACGAGGGCCGAAACUUUCCGAGUGGAGGCCCGGGUGUGGCUCUUGGACUAUUGCAACAAAAAUGGCAUCCCGCUUGGUGACCCGACGGUGGUGUUCCUCAGUGGAGACCGCGGCAUGGAUCUGAUCUCCUUCUUCGUGCUCAACCGUACGAGAGGUUCAGUGGUUCCAAGUGAUACGGUCGUUGCAGUCCUAAACAACAUGAAACUGACGUUUGAAGACAAGCUGGGAACUGCCAUCACGGACGUCUUCUACGGGCUGCCCGUGAUACAGAAGAAGGACGUGGGCGUGGCUGGUUUCCUGGGCUCGUCGGUGGGCCUCAUCUACGUCAUCGUGGGUGCCGCGGUGGCAGCGCUGCUCCUACUGGCCCUGCUCGUGGUGAUCAUGGUCAAGUGUCGAACGCUGUCCUCGAACCAGUACUCGCCAGAUUCGGAGAAGCUGACCAAGGACUUGCACAUGCGCGCCGAGAUGGGCGACCUGCGGCCGGCCGACGAGAUCCUCAAGGAGGAGGCGCAGCUGAAGGACGCGCUCAACGGCAACGGCACGCACAUCAACGGCGACGGCUGGGUCGUGCCGUACUCGCAGAUAGUCAACGAGCGCAAGCCGCCUGGCGACGCGCAGGACACGCGACUUUGAAGCUCGGUCUCUGUCGGACCGCUGGAACGAGAUCUCCAGGGUACCGCAACCGGCUGUUAGGCAGGGCUUUCGGACUCAUGGCCUCCGAUGCGGGUGCGCUUGAACACGUAGAAAGUGCAAAUGUGGGAGAAGAGAGUCUCCGCGUGUGUACCACGCAUUAUUGGCCUUCCCGGGUGAGCACAAACCAGCACUCGUACGAGUGAGAAACGGAACUAGUUCAAUUCAGGAACAAUACUUUUUGAACGAUUUUUCUUAUUCCCGGUAACAUGCACGAGGUUUGGUUAGGCAGCAUACAUGUUCAAAUGUGUGUACCGUGAUAAUAUACGGAGCUAAACUCUAUUAAGCAGCUUCCAAUAGGCAUUUCUAAAGCGAGAUAUAUAGAAAGCAAUGGAUGAAUGUCGAACAGCUAGCACUCCGUUGGAUUCUGCAGUGUAAAAGCAUUUCUGUAAGCGCGCAAGAUACUCGACGAGUACACCAGCUAGUGCGCUCUUCAGAAAAUACUGCGAAUUGCUUGAGCAAUAAUAAUUCUGGCAAUUCGUGCAACUGGGGCUUUUUUUCGAGAACCAAAAGUCGCAGAGCCAGUCGCCUUAAAAGAAACGUUAUCGCGCUCUGUAGGCCCAAUUUCACUGCAAAACGAACUAUUGGAUGGUUGAUUGCCAGAACAGCAAGAAGUCAUUCGGCUUCACCUUUGCAUCCGUAGCCAUGAGUCAUUUCAGCCUUGUCGCAACGCACUGCGGUUCCCUGAAAACCUACUCCAGUGAUUUUUCUGGCCCUUCUGGAUUCACAAGCCUCUUGUGGUGCGCGCGCGGCUCCACCGAGAACCGCGCGUCUCGUCACACGGUGCCCAGCUACAACCAGUGUCCGUUGUGGCCGCGCAAACGGCGCACACUGCCUGGCUGGUCACUUCCGGUGCUAGAUGGACCACGACCGAGAACUUUACAGUGUUACAAUGCAGCGGCCAGGCUGCUGCACCGAAGAGUCACUAUGACACGCGAGAGCUGCUUGGGAUUCACCAGCGCAUGUCAAUGUGUGAAAUACAUCGCCGCCGCGAUCGCCGUGCAAUGUGACUAGAGGCCUGGCGGGCUGGCCUCUCGCCGUCGACCGUCUCGCUUGUAAUGAGCUCGGCUUCGCCGAAGCAUAUCGGGUGCCAUCGGGAGCGUUCUCGCCGGGAACGCUGUAUCGCACGACAUACUUAAGUUAUGAAGACGAGGCAAGAGCGAGCAGCCACAUUCCAGUCACCUAUACAGUGUUUCUUUCUGUUUUGUUUGUCACUGCAGCUUGACCCUGAGCCAGUGCUUACCAGAAAACGUGAAGAAUGUUUUUCUUAUUUUCUAAUUUUUUUUCUGUGUGAGGCCAUAACGUUUUGUUGGGAGUGGUAGACUUUAUUUUCUUGUAAUUUAUGGAGUUAUAUUCAGAGCCAGAAACGAAUACUGAGCCGUACCUUCGUCGAAUGCGCUGUUUCCAGCUUGUCCUGAUAUAGCUUGCGGAGAAUAAUAAUAUUGAUUGCUGAGAAGGGUGCGCAAUCACUGUGAGAGGUUUAUGGGUGAAUAUCGUGUAACUGCUAGUGUGUGUGUUUGUGUUGAAUGCGCGAAAUCUUGAGCGCACUUGAGUAGCAGGACAAAUACAAUGUGAAGGGGCCCAUUUGACAUUUGCCGAAGACGAAGAUCAUUCAGCGGUAGUUUUUUCUGCCUGUCAUGCACCAAACAUGGCCAUUACCUGUGCUCCAAAGUAUAAUAUGGAAAAGGUGCAUGCCGUCCUAAGGUGAGAUCAUGUAGGUAAAUGAAUAAAAGGCUUCUCGAUGAAUCAUGAAAAGAAAAGACGCAACAAAACCGCAUAGGUGCAUAUGAUUGCUGUUGUGAGGAGAGGCGCGAACUUGACCCAUGACUAACCAAGGUUUCUAGUUUAGUUAAUUAAGCGUGUUUGGUUUUUGAGAGAAUCUUGUCGAUAACUAUCAUUGGGUAAACGCUUUUUCGCUCAAGUCACGAUCAAUUGUCAGUUCAAAAGUCGCGAUCAGAUAUGCUGGCGUUAAUUUCGUUGAGAAUCUCAUUUUACCUGGCAUAAAAUGCACAUUUGUUUAAAAUCUACAUGUGCAGCAUACCAUUAAAAUAAUUUCUAGUGUUCGGUAGAGCAAGCUGUACGUCGCUUAAGCGCUUCAUGCCUUUUAUCCUCUGUAAGUUUCAUGUUUUUUUUGCAAAACUCAGAUGAAGAACAUGCACAAGACAAUCAUUGAUAGUUGUUUGGUCACGUCUACUUGGUUAUCGUUUCUCCUGCACAGAAAGAAAGCACCGUAGUAGCGUUUAUGAUUAACUAGUGCAUAAAUUUAGACAACGACAACGUAUAAUUCUUUCACCGCACUGUACAUCGCGCCAUCGACGGACACCUCGCUGGAAGUGCCUUAAAACUAAGUCUUGCCAUUUUGUACGAAAUAGAAAUAUUCAGCCCCACAUUCCAUAAUUGAUGCUGCAUGGAUGUUUUUCCCUGCACAUCUGGUUGCAUUCGUGACCCAGAAUAAACCGUGGUGAAGUUGAGAUGAUGCCAUGGUGUCCUACAAGAGCUUUUAGAGCUCUACUUCAUGAUGCAUCACAUACUUCGCGGCCAUUCCAUUUGUGGUUUUAGACUGCUUCCUGUUUUCCCUUUCUUUGACCAUUUGUUGCAAAAAUUUAUCUGGGUGAAAGCAGGCACGUCUAUAAAAGUUGAUUAUCAAUUCUAAAUGUAUCACGUGUGAGCAAAAAGUGAGAAGUGUUCGAGUAUUCUUACCAUCUACGUUUGUGUGUGGUACAGCGUAUCUAAAAGAAUAUAUUAGAGAUGGUAAUAGCUUGGCAAGUAUUAUUCUGCCGGAAAAAAUUCUAUUCCUCGAAGAGAGAUAUUGGAGUAAUCGAUUAUACGUUAGAAUAAUAAAUGAAGGCUGUAAUGAAUUCACAGCUGGCUCUAUUCAGUGCAUUUCCCAACAGUUAGUUGUAGUGAUUUAUCAGGACGACUGUGGCUACCUGCCAGUUUACGUAAUAGUCACAAGAAUGGCUCACCAGUCACUUUCAACGUGACUUGCGCGUAGUCACUGUUCUUUCUAUGCCGAGGAGUUUUGUCCUCUUGUAUAUAGAUCUUGAAAACGUGGUAAUCUAUUUUUGUAAUUUUUUACUAUUCCGACUCUCUCUACUGUCCUUUUCACGACAUGUCAGAGGACCUGUUUUGCUAUGUGCUUUGCUUUUCGCUAUUGCGCUACCUAUAUUCUCAUAAAUGGGGCGUGACACUACAAAACCGCUCAUAAGCCUUACCGGUCGUUAGCACUCACUGAGCGAAGAUGUUAUUCAAGUGCAUAAUGCCUUAUCUUUAUCUAAGUAGCUGACAACGCAAUUAAAUUUUAGCAAAGGAGUUUUUUUUUGUGUGUGCAAUGCACAAUUGAAAAUCGUGAAUAUAUCUAUUAGUGCAUUUUCCUUGUGUAAUAAUAUUUCUUACUGUGCGCAAUAUUGUGCCAAAACUUGGGACUCGUCUCAGUAAGAAAAUGGCACUCGUUGUGAACUCUGUUUGAUCGCCAUACUCAAAGACGCGCUGUGCGAACCCUUCAGAGUCUUGCCCUGUUCACAGAGCGCAUGAAUGUAUUGUGCCUCACAUCGCGUAAUGUAAAUGGCAAUCUAUCUUCUGCUGCAAUAUAUGGUGGAGUGGUAUUACACACACCUCGCGUGCUUGCUAAAGCGUAUUGAAUGCGCGUGAUGUUUGCGUUCUCGAACUAACAAAUGAAAGUGCCUGUGUCAUUGCUUUCCUGUUCUGUUCCUUGACCGAGAUAUGUAUAUAGUGAAUUAAAAGUUGUUUCAAAUACGCA
Dermacentor albipictus is the source of this 8611-nucleotide messenger RNA. RefSeq names its product mucin-2-like. The record is from RefSeq and is a predicted model, not a curated record. NCBI's taxonomy places the organism in Eukaryota, Metazoa, Arthropoda, Arachnida, Ixodida, Ixodidae.